UGUACAAUUCUGUGUUCGGUAUUUUUAGGUCAGGAUUUGUAGGAGAAGGUUUCUUCCUGCUCAGCGCCUGGAAGCUUUCCUCCGUUUGGUAGAUAUGUAAGCACAGACCAGAAAUUAUGCCCGCAAAGUGGAUAACGGUCAGACCCACGUUGUCUGACCCGGUGCUGGAUACUCUGAAAGCACUCAAUUUCUCUCGGAUGACCCCAGUUCAGGAGGCGACAUUACCUCUUUUUCUAGCACAUAAAGAUGUAGCAGUUGAGGCGGUGACAGGCUCUGGAAAGACACUUGCAUUUGUCAUUCCACUUCUAGAGAUUCUUUGCCGAAGAACUGAGCCAUGGAAGAAGCAUGAUAUUGGCUGCAUCAUCCUCACGCCGACUCGCGAGUUGGCCAACCAGAUCUCCUCAGUUCUGUCAUCCUUCUUGGAGCGCGUCCCUGGUCUCUGCCAGCUGCUACUGCUUGGUGGAGGAGACCCGAUGAUUGAUGUGAACCGCUUCAAGGAGAAUGGCGGCAACAUUCUUGUGUGCACACCUGGCCGGCUUGAGGACAUGCUGAAGCGCCGAGAAGAACCCAGCAUGGCUGCGUAUGUCAAGCAGCUGGAAGUGCUGGUUUUGGAUGAAGCGGAUCGGUUGCUGGACAUGGGCUUCUCAGCCAGCCUAAACAACAUUCUUGGAUACCUGCCCAAGCAGAGGCGGACGGGAUUAUUUUCAGCCACUAUGACCAGCAAUGUUCAGCAGCUGGUCCGGGCUGGCAUGCGCAAUCCCACGGAGAUCACCAUUCGGGAGAAGCCGACCAAGGAGGCCAGUGGACGUGUCCCAUCAAAGCUCUGUAACUAUUAUGCAACUUGCCCUCCUGCAGACAAGUUCUCUCAUCUGCUUCACUUCCUGCGCCUGCAUAAGAGUGAAGGCAAGAUACUUGUCUUCUUGAGUACGUGUGCUGCUGUUGAUUACUUCACUCAUCUGCUGACCAGUCUAGUCAAGGAUGUGGCCAUUGAAGGCUUGCACGGCAAGAAGUCGUCUCGGCAACGUGUGUUUGAUACGUUCAAGGACAGAGAAAACGGUAUUCUUGUCUGCACUGAUGUACUGGCACGUGGUGUGGACAUCCCCGUGGUACAGUGGGUCAUCCAGUACGAUCCACCCUCAGCAGCAAGUGCAUUUGUGCAUCGCUGUGGUCGUACAGCACGGAUCGGUCAAGAAGGAAAUGCCCUCUUGUUUCUUUCCUCUUACAUUGAAUUUCUGGGCAUCAAUCAGCAGAUCACCCUCCAGAAAAUGGAGUUAGACAGCGACAUCUUUGCCGCAACGAACAAGAUCCGUAAACUUGUGUGCCGUGAUCGUCAGUUGAUGGAGAAAGGCACGCGGGCGUUUGUAGCGUUCAUUCAGUCCUACAUGAAGCAUGAGUGCAGUUUAAUCUUCAAGCUCAAGGAUCUGGACAUUGGCGCCCUGGCCACCAGCUUUGGUCUCUUGCGUUUGCCACGCAUGCCAGAGCUACGCGGGAAGACCGUCACAGGGUUUGUGCAAGCCGAUGUGGAUAUAGACUCCAUCCGCUAUGCGAAUUCUGUCAUGGAAGAAGCCAGGCAACGAAAACUGGAGCGUGCCAGAGAAGCGGCAGCGGCGGCAGCACCUGGGGGGAAACGGAAACGAUCGAGCUCUCAAGAUGAAGCUUGGUCGAAGAAGAAAAAGAAGCUGGAGAAGAAGAGAGCGUCCGAAACUAGACAAGUUCGUCUUGGAUUCCUCGACAAGAAGGGCAAGGCACGCUGGAAAGACAGUGAGCUGGAUGAGCUGCAAAGAGAAGCCUCCUUACUCAAGAAACUCAAGCGGGGAAAGAUCACACAAGCCGAGUUUGAUGAGCGGACAGCAUGCGAUGAUGAUCUCUAGAGUGCCGUGAGUUUGAAACACCGUCCUAUCAGCACUACACUCGUACGAACUGACAAUCUGGCCGGCAAAUGCUGACUGUGCAGGAUGUGUUCAGGCUGACGAAGCAAACAUGUGACUCUUUCUAUUUCCAUGUUGAGGGAAUUGUCAUCGUCAGCUUGGAAUUCCUUGCUGGUCCUGUUCACUUCUUGUACAUGUACAUACUCUCUGUAUUAUAGUUUAGCUAUUGCACAUAGGUGACGAUUUGUACAUAUGACGUUGCAGAUUCGUAGGCUUUCCUCUGUAUUAUAAUGCAAUGCGUGUACAUGCAGUGCUAAAUUAUGUUCCUGCUUCCUGAAACACAGUGCGGGCUCGGCCUUUGUUCUGCACGUUCUCUGCUGAAAGUCAAACAGCAUAAUCCUUUCUUGUGAAAUUCAGUGCUUUUGUCUGGUGUUGACAUAAUUAUAUCAGAAUAUUGAACAAAGUUGUUGACCGGUG
Molecule: messenger RNA, 2345 nt
Organism: Sycon ciliatum
Lineage: Eukaryota; Metazoa; Porifera; Calcarea; Leucosolenida; Sycettidae
Product: ATP-dependent RNA helicase DDX55-like
Cellular component (GO): nucleolus
Molecular function (GO): nucleic acid binding; ATP binding
Source: RefSeq, a predicted model, not a curated record